Messenger RNA from Athalia rosae (coleseed sawfly), 2049 nucleotides. It is a transcript of the gene Vdup1, whose product is annotated as arrestin domain-containing protein 2. The transcript is spliced from 6 exons. Gene Ontology annotation, cellular component: cytoplasm. Gene Ontology annotation, biological process: protein transport. The coding region runs from base 743 to 1759 and encodes 338 amino acids. Lineage: Eukaryota; Metazoa; Arthropoda; Insecta; Hymenoptera; Athaliidae. The record is from RefSeq and is a predicted model, not a curated record.
GCGAAGCGUGCUCGAGCGCCAGUGUCGAAGGCUCGGGUGAGUUCGAUGCCGCGUCAAGAUGUGUCGAAAUUAUUUCGUAGCGAAAUUCGCUUGAGAUAUCCCGAAAGUGGUGCGGGGGUUCGCGUCGCUCCGUCGUAAAAUAAUUCGGACGUUUUUCGAGAGGAGCUAAAAAAACGCACGUAAAAUUAACGGAUAAUAGCGAGCCUUUCGAGUAACUGUACAGUGACGCAACGUCCGGUGUUACUACAUCUUAUUAGAUGAAAACAAAAAAUAAAAAAAAGGAAAAGGAAGAAAGAGAAAAAUUUUUUGCUGCACUUCUGCAUACAGUCGGGGCGUCUCUUGCGCCAGACAUUCUUCUUCUCACUGCGUUGCACUUUCUGUUGAUGAAAAAUGAAUAAUUUCACAUCGUCGAUGCGUUAAUUGAUUCAAAGGAAAGUGUUUCGAAAUUUCUUUUUCUUUUGCGUAGAAACGCGUAAAAGUACGAGGCUCGUAUAACCGAUCACGUAUCACUCGUAAAAUAUAGCUGGCAAAGUUUAAAAAACUUUCGAUUAUUAUACGUUACGAGGCUCGCGUACGUAGAGGUAAUUUAUCGGAGUGCAAGUUAUUCGUGUGGGUAUAGGUGAUCGUGGAUUCAGUGUGGGUUAGCGCAAGAGAGACAGUUAUUAGAUGUGUGACGUUAGAACUAGUCUUGAAACACCUGUUGACGCACGCUCGAAAAUAAACUGAAAAAACAAAAAAAAAAAUGACGAGAAAACUGAGCAAGUUUUUAAUACUGUUCGACAAUACGAACCUUCUCUAUUUUCCGGGACAUUUUCUCUCGGGGAGGGUGCUCAUAGAGCUGGACGACGAGGCGUAUGUCUCCGGUCUGCAUUUUCACGUCGUGGGCGAAGGGGUGGUCAGGGUGCGAAGUCAGAGGGCGGAGCGUGUGUACGACAGAGAGAACUACAUCGAUUUUCGCAUGAGACUCCUCGGGGAGCCAGGAGAAGGUCCCUCGUUGUUGUCCCCAGGGAUUCACAGCUUCCCAUUCAAGCUGGGACUACCUCUCGGACUGCCUUCUACUUUCCUUGGAAAACACGGAUGGGUGCAAUAUUUUUGCAAAGCAGCGUUGAGAGAACCUGGCGGUCUGACGCACAAAAAUCAGCAAGUUUUCAUCGUCAUGAAUCCCAUCGACCUGAACCUCGAACCCCCGAUAUUAGCGCAACCGGCUAGACUCGAAGUGGAGCAGAAAGUCGGAGUUUCUUGCGUUUCCGGGGGUCCGGUUUUCUGCCGGGUGAGCUUAGACCGAGGUGGUUACGUCCCCGGGGAGACGAUCGGAAUUUCGGCUACCGUUAGCAACCGCAGCAAGGUGACGAUGAAAUCGACGAAGGCCUCGCUCACGGAGACGAUCCAGUACAUGUGUCGGGGAAAAGUUCUGGCCAGCGAAACGCGGGAAUUGGCGAGCGUUUCCAGGGGUAAAAUCCGCCCCGGAGAUGGCGAGGAGUGGCUGAACGAACAGAUGUACGUUCCCCCCCUGCCACCGACGAAUUUGAGGGGAUGUCACCUGAUCAAUAUCCUCUACCACGUCUACUUCGUCAUAACGCCGAAGAGUCUGGACAAAGAAAUUAAACUUCAAAUACCGAUAGUACUGGCAACUUACCCUCUGAGACCGGAAGGAGUCCCAGCGGGAACGGCGCCUUCUAAACGCGGUGCUCAUUAUCCUUCGACAUUGCCGAUAUUCAGGCCCUGGCUCGACGACAAGGCCUUCGACGUCCAGGAAUAAAAUUGCGGUGCUUUUCUUCACGUACAGAUCGCCAUAUUAAUUAUUUAACAAACUUUAUAAUUAUUAAAAAUAGAGAUAAUUAUUUAUCAUAAGAUUCGUAUACCCACGAUAUUUACCAUAUGUUAUUACUCGAGAUUAAUUGAUAAUAAUUUAAUAUAUAUUUUAUGUACAGUUAUGUUUAACAGAUUUCUCUUCAUACAUAAAUACGUACUAAAUUAGAGAUGACACGAGAUCUAAACGACACACGUCCAAUGAAAUAAAUCGACAAAUUUAAUAUCAACUUUCCUUCA